Messenger RNA from Cryptomeria japonica (Japanese cedar), 1926 nucleotides. RefSeq names its product mannose-6-phosphate isomerase 1. The coding region runs from base 453 to 1769 and encodes 438 amino acids. NCBI's taxonomy places the organism in Eukaryota, Viridiplantae, Streptophyta, Pinopsida, Cupressales, Cupressaceae. Gene Ontology annotation, biological process: GDP-mannose biosynthetic process; carbohydrate metabolic process. Gene Ontology annotation, cellular component: cytosol. The record is from RefSeq and is a predicted model, not a curated record. The transcript is spliced from 5 exons. Gene Ontology annotation, molecular function: mannose-6-phosphate isomerase activity; zinc ion binding.
CCGAAUGAUGCGCCAUAUAUAUCUACCGGCCCAUGUUGAGAAUGACAGGUUAUCUUCACAGCUGACGAUCUCAAGCGUGAAUAUCACAUUUCAGCAAGCAUCUUAACAAAUUCCUCGAACGUCCCAUGCCCAAAUCAGACGAGAAGUCAAAAUGACGAAAAACAAAACAAAAUCUUCUAGUGAGAAAAAUGGUAUUCUGGAUUAACGGGUGAUUUGAUCUUCCAUUCCAUCACUUUUCACGUUAUUCAUAUUCCCUCAAGGCCAAAGUGAUUGUGGUGAUGUCCCUUCCAUGUCUGCCUCAUGCGCUGAAAGCUUUCUUUUGCAUUCUGUUAGCAACGUAGCCUAUCAAUAAAUACCUCCCACCAUUACAUUUUUAAUGGAAUGCAAGGCCUUACCGGAUUUGUUUGAGAAAAGUCUCAAGCUCAAUCCCAACAUUAUAUCCUUGUUUUAGAAUGACAGGAGGGGAUUCGAAUAACAAGGCAUUCAGGUUGUGUUGUACAGUGCAAAACUAUGAAUGGGGGAGGCAUGGAGGCGCUGGUGAGGUUGGGAGGCUUUAUUCUCUCAUGUCCAAAUCUCCCCCAGAAGAAGACAAGCCCUAUGCAGAGCUCUGGAUGGGCACCCAUGAUUCUGGGCAUAGCCUUGUAGUUGUCGAAGAAGAACAUACUGAAAAAUUGGCCUUGAGAAACUGGUUGCAGGAGCACCCUGAAGCACUUGGAGAUAAGGUACUGGAACGGUGGGGAAUUGAUCUGCCCUUUUUGUUCAAGGUUCUUUCAGUGGGGAAAGCUCUGUCCAUACAAGCACAUCCAGACAAGGAUCUGGCUCAAGUUUUGCAUCAGGCUCAGCCAAAGGUUUAUAAGGACUCUAAUCAUAAGCCUGAGAUGGCUCUGGCUCUCACGGAGUUUGAGGCUUUGUGUGGAUUUGUCAGUGCACAGGAGCUUAAGAUUGUCCUACAAACUGUGCCUGAGAUUGAGAAUAUUCUUGGAGAAUCAAGAACAAUAGAACUCAUGAAUAUAGAACCGAGGGACCAAAGUGAUGAUCAUGUGAAAAUGUCAUUGAAGUCUGCUUUUACUCAACUCAUGACAAUUGAUAAAGAGGCAGUGAUGGAGGCAGUGAUGAAGUUAAAAGUGCGGCUGAAUCAGGAGAAUCAGGUGAGGAAUUUGACAGUAAAAGAGCAGCUUGUUCUAAGGCUGGAAAAGCAAUACCCAAAUGAUAUUGGGGUUAUAUCUGCAUUCUUCUUUAACUAUGUCAAGCUUGCUCCUGGGGAAGCUCUUUAUUUAGAUGCAAAUGAACCUCAUGCAUACUUGUAUGGGGAAUGUGUUGAAUGCAUGGCUACAUCUGAUAAUGUUGUGCGGGCUGGCCUGACCCCAAAGUACCGUGAUGUUGAAACACUUUGUUCAAUGUUAACAUACAAACAGGGCUUGCCAGAGAUUUUGCAAGGGGUGCCUUUGAAUCCCUUUACAACACGAUAUGCACCACCUUUCUAUGAGUUUGAAGUGGAUCGUUGCAUCCUCCCCCUUAGUGCGACUGUAACGUUUCCAGCAGUCUCAGGACCAUCCAUUUUUUUAAUUCUAUAUGGGCAGGGGGUAGUGACACAAAAACUCAUAAAUGAUGAGUCAAAAAUUAAUGUUCAGGAAGGAGAUGUGUUCUUUAUUCCGGCAGAUAUUCACCUUGAUAUUUCCUCAAUCAUUGAAGAAAAUAUAGAAGCAAAUAAAGAACACAGGCCUCUUCACUUAUACAGGGCUGGAGUCAACAGCAGAGUGUUUGAGUAGCAGAUGAACAUGGAAACAACUAUAUUGUGUGUUAUAUAUGCAUUUGAAGCUUCACCUAUAUUGUGUUGGUUUAGUUCCUUGAAGCCUCUUGUAGUAAGAUGUUGUGGACAAUCAACUGUUCAAAUGUUUAUGAAUCCAGAUCUUGAAUUUGCAUUUA